Molecule: messenger RNA, 2409 nt
Organism: Botrytis cinerea B05.10
Lineage: Eukaryota; Fungi; Ascomycota; Leotiomycetes; Helotiales; Sclerotiniaceae
Exons: 2
Coding region: 636-2273 (545 amino acids)
Biological process (GO): protein polyubiquitination; ubiquitin-dependent protein catabolic process; positive regulation of proteasomal ubiquitin-dependent protein catabolic process
Cellular component (GO): ubiquitin ligase complex; cytoplasm
Molecular function (GO): ubiquitin conjugating enzyme binding; zinc ion binding; ubiquitin protein ligase activity
Source: RefSeq, a predicted model, not a curated record
GGUUUUUAUAAUUUCGAUCGCAUUUGUGAAAAUGUGCUUUAUCCAUAAAUCCUAAUUUCUCCACUCCACACCCACAGUCGUUCUUCAUUGCGUUCUCAAUUCUUAUCUUAUCACAUUUCACCAAAAACAUUCGUUACUCGAGGCUGGAUUUCCUCGUCAAGACACAGACAAAAGACAUCGAAAUUGUUCAGAAUUUCGAAAAGACAACGAAGAAAAGAAGUAAGAAUUGGUGUGGUAGAGCUUCUGUUAGGCUAGAAGGAGAGAAUAAUCACCACCUCUCAACAAGCGGGUGAGUCGUGGUGAAGAAGUCGAUCUAGGAACUGCCGGUCAGGACCUAUUCGGAGAAAGAGAACUUGCAGCUGGCCUGCAUUUGAACACCGGCGAUAACAGAACAUCGGUACAGAAGCACGAGUUCGGAAACAAGGAGUUGUAAAAUCAGCAAUUAGAUCGGAAAAUGGAUAUUUCCUGACACGGUAGUACCAUCUAACGAUUACUCGUCGCCUACUUCUCAUGGAUCUGGAGAUUCACACCCUUAAACAGAAUCAAAGAACUCAACGUCGUGAAUACAAAUUUGUUCUACGAUACCGAAAGAUCUUGACUACUUCAACCCAAUCACCGAGCAAGUUUCCGAGAAUAUGAAAAGCUAUUUUAAGCAUCUUUUACCACCUUCGAUUCCACAAGCGGGGUCAAAAUCCCGAUCCCAGUCCCCAUCCAGGUCUCGAUCUCACACUUCAUCCGAGAAAAAGCCUGAGAUCAAGUCCAAGCCAAAAUCUCGAAUGGAGCCUCAAUCUUCAGUCCAUAAGGGCAGAGCGGCUUCAUCUCGCCCGCGUACCUCGCGAUCAAAAGCUACCUCAAGCAGUUCUUCCAGUUCUAACUCGACUUUAACGUCUGACGAGCUCACGGCUCAGAGACUUCAAGCUGAAUGGGACCGCGAGGAUGAUCUUAUUCAGUUACAACUGCGAUUUGCACGCAAUCUGGAGACUCGAAGCCCUUCGCCGUCUCAAUUUGAACUCGAUAGAAUAGAGGCGCAAAGAUUGCAAGCUCAAAUUGAAGAAGAGCAAGCUGCUUCUGACGCAAGACGGGCCGCACGUCUUGAGAGGGAAACGGAAGAAGCUAUCAGAAUUGCUACCGAGUGGGAGAAUGAGGAUAGUCAUGCUGCCGCUUUGCAACGAGAGUGGGAAGAGCAAGAAAGGAGACUUGGUGAGCAGGAGGAUCUUGCGAGGAUCUUGCUUCGAAGGGACGAGGAAAGGGCCGCUUCGCUUGAAAGAGACUUAGCUGCAGCGCAGGCCGCUCAAGCUCAAUGGGAACAAGAAGUCCACCAACAGGAGGAGGAGACCAGAAGAGUGUCAGAGGAUGAGGAGAAAAGGGAAAGACAGGCAAGGAGAAGACGAGAGACAAGAGAAGCUGCCGAAGCAGAGCGGAAGGCUGAAUUAGAGAAAGAGAGGGCAGCUCGCAAGGAGGCUGAGAAGAAAGUGAGACUUGAGACAGAGCGAUUGCAACGACAACAAGUUGAGAAGAAAGCUAAAUUGGACCGAGAGCACCGAAUAAAUGAGGAUGCUGCGAAAAAAAUCCAAGUAGAAGCCCAGAAGAAAGAAAAGUUGCGCGUUGCCGAUUCUAAGAAAGCGCGUGAGUUAGCUGAAAAGGAAAAACAGCGGGUCGCAGAUGCAAAAAAGGCACGCGAGUUAGCUGAAAAGGAGAAGAAGGCAAGACAGGCAGACUGUGUGUCAUGUAUGGAGGUGGGAGAAAAGGUCAAGAUGUGCGUACUGUCCUGCAAGCACGCCUAUUGUGGAGAAUGUAUCGCGGGUGCCUUCCAAUCUGCUCUUUCAUCUAAGACACGAUUCAAGUGCUGCAAGGUGAAUGUCGUGACCAACCUCGCUUCUCGCUGGCUCGAUGCAACUUUCAUCAGUUCCUACAAGAUGAUGAUUCUCGAGCAAACUACCAAGGAUCCUCGUUACUGCUCCAGCAAAGAAUGUGCUAAAUUCAUCCCACCAGCGAACAUACAUGGGACCAUUGCAAUUUGCCAAGCAUGCAAGCACCGCACAUGUGCACCUUGCGGUAAUGAAGAGCAUCCCGGAGUUUGUAAAGAGGAUAAGGAGGGUCUAGCAGUACAGGCUUUGGCGGAGAAGGAGGGCUGGAGAAAUUGUCCUAGGUGUAAAUUCGUCAUUGAAAAGAACGAAGGUUGCCUACACAUGACUUGCAAAUGUCUGUUUGAGUGGUGUUGGGAAUGUAAGAGAGAGUGGAACGAGUGCAAGAGCACUUGCAAGAGAGAAUGACGUUGUGGUGAAUAUUUGAGAAGAUAAAAGAAGCAUCAGAUUGAUCCACAUAGUUAGAGUACUCCUUAAGCAAUACAUUGUCCCAAGUUCUCAAAGUUCUUUCCGUAAGCUCGAAAGUAUAUGACACUCGCGUGCA